Molecule: messenger RNA, 1786 nt
Organism: Talaromyces proteolyticus
Lineage: Eukaryota; Fungi; Ascomycota; Eurotiomycetes; Eurotiales; Trichocomaceae
Product: putative ubiquitin-conjugating enzyme
Exons: 4
Coding region: 237-1298 (353 amino acids)
Source: RefSeq, a predicted model, not a curated record
GUUUGCAGACGCUUUUCGUCUCAUGCCUCCCUCCGAUGAGGCUGCAAUUAGCUCUUCUUCUUGUGGUUUCACAUGAUUAAUUCUCAUUCAAUAUUUCAUCAGCCCUAUAUGUCAAACACACCAGAGUGUGCUAGCCGGUCGGCUUACUGUUCUGUGCUGGCUGCCGGAAUCUGGAGGCUCCGCUGCGACGCUCCAUUGAUCAGUGACAUUGACCAUUGAUUCUAUUUCCCAUCACAAUGUCGUCGCACAAAUUCCCCAACAUACCGUCCCUGCGAAAGCAACAGCUCUCAUUGGAAUUUGCGAGCUUGAAGCAUGCCGCCCCUCCUGGAGUCUACGUGAGCAUCAACAAUCCCGCCGAUCCGACCUUGUGGUCCGGCGUGUUCUUCGUUCGAAGUGGCCCCUAUGCGUCGGCAAUCCUUCGUUUCGCAAUCCGGUUCCCCGCCUCCUAUCCUGAGCUUCCUCCACUAGUCACAUUCAACACCGACAUAUUCCACCCGCUCGUGGUCCCAUUGACAACAUACACAUUCACGACGGGUUCUUCGAACGAAGCGCCUGUCAGUGCAACCGACGAAGAGCGACUAUCACCCGGCGCGUUCAGCCUGCGACAUGGGUUCCCUCACUGGUUUGGCAGGGCGCAAAGGACUGCAAGCAACUCCGUGACGCCGUCGCGAAACAUCAGUGGAGGAAGCAUUGAGAGUAAUAACAAUACCAGCGAGAGUGCAGACAAUGAACAAUCCAAUGCAAACGAGGCAGAUAACCGUGAUGCUCCCAGUGAGUCUGUCGCGCCAAGCACACCAAAAAAGCAAACUGGAGAGGGAUCUCUCGUUGCCUCCCCGAAAGAAAAUGUUUCUCGAAUAUCUCCGCUCCCUGCGAACACGCCCUAUACCGAUAAAGAAAGGGCUGUCCCUGUCGUGACACUACUGGAUUAUAUCCGGUCGACGUUCGAUGACGAGACGGUACUCGAUUCGCUUCCCCUUGAGGCUGCUGGAAAUCCCGGGGCAUGGCAUGCCUGGAAAGCACAUCGUCGAAAUGCAAAAGGAACCAAGAAUCAAUCAUAUGGGUCUGGCACUGCAACACCCGAUAGAAGAGGUGUACCCCAAGCACGUCUACCCGGCGAGUGGAAUUGGGAAGGUGUCUGGGCGAAAAGAGUGUAUAGCGGCGUGGAAGCGAGUCAAUCUGAUUCUGUGCUGUUUGGCAACGUUCCUCGUGCUGGGGAUGACACAAUGCGUUUUCUGAACAUCGACGACGCUACCCUAGCUAGCAUCAAGGAAAAGAUCCUCCCAGCCAGCAACGAGUGAGGCUGUCCACAUUCAAUCUGUCCUAGAUACAAGCGUAUACCCUGAACUGUUCUCAAUGUUAAAGACUUGGCUUAUUCAUCCAGCCACGGGCUCGCACCUUCCCCUUCAAAUGUUGUAGUGCCAUAAACGGGCCACUAGAUAGCUCCUUCUCCCAAGUUCCUUUGGGUCAGCAGUUGGCUUCCCUUUAGUCCAUCUGCCUUUAAUUCCCUGCUCGAGAAAUAUUUCGUGACCGUAGUCCUUAGGAGUAUUAUUCCAUGCCUUGCAGCUGGUUCACCACAGCAUCCUCGCUGUCGAUAUAUCCAUGAAACCGGUCAAGUGGAAGAAGACCGCUCUGACCCUGUCUUUAGUCAUCGUCCCAAUCGUCCUCCUCUUCUUCAUUGUCGCUAUUGCCGUCUCUUGCUCUGCCUUUUGGAGUGGCCAGAACCGCAACCAUCGUCGUCACCGGUGGAAGAUCUGGAGACGGGCAAAUACUGACGAGAGCAGUCAAC